Molecule: messenger RNA, 3234 nt
Organism: Clupea harengus (Atlantic herring)
Lineage: Eukaryota; Metazoa; Chordata; Actinopteri; Clupeiformes; Clupeidae
Product: zinc finger and BTB domain-containing protein 12
Biological process (GO): regulation of transcription by RNA polymerase II
Molecular function (GO): protein binding; DNA-binding transcription factor activity, RNA polymerase II-specific; RNA polymerase II cis-regulatory region sequence-specific DNA binding
Source: RefSeq, a predicted model, not a curated record
GUCAUAGCCGGUGAUUUCAUUAGCCACCCAACGUUGUUGACAGUGAUUUGCUAUUCGAUUUCCCUGACCGCUGUGGUGUAGGUAGCUAAUGAACCUUGAAUGGCCUUAAUGUUUCAGGAACUAACGUUAGCUUAUACGAUGAGGAAUAACAAUGUACUAAUGAUGUAGUAAACAGGUUAGCCUGUGUUAUAUCAUAUAUGUGUGGAUAAAAUACUCGUAGACUAUCUAAUCAGUAUAAAUAUAAACAAAAGCUUGCUAGCUGGCUAGAAUAAUAGGAUGAAAAUAUCUCGAGCCAUGGUUAUUACUAAUGUGUUACUUGGAGGGCAAUUGUUAUUAGCAUAGUAGAAGUAACUUGUUGUAAUAGACCAGUAUAGUUUAACAAAGUAUGUAGUAGUUUUAUUCACCACCAGUUUUUUCGGUAUUACCUUUUGAGGCAGACUCCUGUAUAGUUGUUUUGUCUAUAAAGGACCAUGCCAUCUGACUGACUCACAAAACAGUGAAGAUAACUUUAUUCUUCUCUUUGUUACGUCUUUUCAGUAAUUAAUUCAUUAUAGUCAUGAAAACAAAUUCAUUAUUCAUACUAAACAGGCAGAUAUUCUUGACUCAACAGACAGCAAAGUUGUCUUUGAUUAGCCUACAUGUGAAAAUGGUUUUAUUUACAUUACCAAACCAGCGGAGCACUGAUUUUGCAGAGAGCCGAAUGAAUAUUGUGGUUUGAAUAGGCCUGCAUUUUACAUGAUUCAGUUAGAUAUCCGCCUGCCUCCAUAACUAGUGCACAGACGUGUUAUUACUAUGUAUGAGAAUAAAAAAGGCUCAAGGCUUAAGUAUUGUUUGUAUUAAAACAUUUUGUACCAUCUUUUUGUGGAAUUCUGUGCAUUUGUUUCUUUGGUUAUUUAUUCUAGCAAUAUUUGAUGACAGUGGGUAAGAUGUAUGUGUCUCAGAUACGUCAGCAAUCUAACAGGAGGGCCAUGUGUGGAGAUCACAGUGUACAUAUACACCUGGCCUACUCUAUGAUCACUAAUUACAGUUUUUGUCACAUAGAUGGAGGAGGUGUGUUUCCAGUUGCCGGGGCACGGCGAUGUGGCCCUCCGCAACAUGAACUCCCUGCGCACCCAGCAACAUUUCUGUGACAUAACUAUUGUGGCCAGUGGUCGCCAGGCGUUUCGAGGGCACAAGGUUGUGUUGGCUGCCUGCUCUCCGUUUCUCAGGGACCAAUUUCUUUUGAACCCCUCCUCCGAACUACAGCAGGUGUCAGUGUUGCACAGUGCUACCGUGGUCUGCAAACUGCUCCAGUCAUGUUACACAGGCACACUGAAAUUUCAUUCCAAAGACAUCGUCAACUACCUGACUGCUGCCAGCUAUUUGCAGAUGGAGCACAUUGUGGAGAAAUGCCGGGGUGCCCUCAGUAUGUACAUGAGGCCAAGGAAUCCUAGCCCUACCAGGACAGUGAAGACAGAGGAGCCACUGUCCAUGGCAAUGACUGUAAGUGGCAGUGUCCCCUCCAUUGAGCCUGGUUCACCUCAGAGGAUCUCUUCUCCUCAGCCCCACAGCCCAGAGGUGGUGUGUCAGGCCUCAGGGAGCGACCACACAGAGUCAUUGUUACAAGCAGACAUCCAGCACAGGGAAGCACAUACGUUCACAGAGAUCAAGGUAAGAGCAUCCACUGCCUCCUUGCAAGAUGAUGUUGACGGUGACUAUGAGGUUCUUAGGGUUCGUAUAAAAGAAGACGAGCAGGAACCAGAAGAAAUCCAUGAUGACGAGCUUGGGGAGCCCGUGAUUUUGGGGGACCCCUGUCCCGAGUUGGACCCCAGUGGGGCAGGUAUGGUGCUGGACGGAGUGAGCCGUAUAGGGGGACUGGAGAAGGAGGGGCUUCGCACCUGGAGGCGUCGGCUUCUUGAACCCCGCACUGGACGGGGACGAGGCUUUAGGCACCGUCGGCGCGGCACCCUCCGAGACCGCCGGCCAGCGGGUGGGGAAUACCAAGAGGCGUGGCGCUUCCCCUCCGCCGCAGAGAUCCUCGCCCUAGGAGGAGACCUGGGUUCUGCCUACCUCUCUGCUCACGCCCAGACAGACAGCCCACCUAGGAUGCAGUACGGGCUGGACGAGGGUCAGGAGGAGGUGUUAGGAGAGGAGCCAGGCACAGACGACUUGGUCAUGCACUACGGACUGGACGAUACAAAUGGGGAUGGGGGAGGCAUCGGUGUGGUGGGUGUCCCUGCUGACGAGGAGGGGGGAGGAGCCGACGAAUCGGUGGCUGUGGUGGGGUCCACAUCUUGUGCGUCGGGUCCAGUGGCAUGCGACCACUGCGGCCUGGCCUUCCCGUCUCCGCAAUCUCUGCUCGUGCACAUGCGCGCCACCCAUCUGCCUUACGUGUGCCCCUGCUGCGGCAAGCAGUUCACUCAUGCCAGCAACCUCAACCGCCACAUGAGUGUGCACCGUGGGGCCAAGGUGCACCGGUGUCCACUGUGCCACAAGACCUUCACUCAGAAGGCCACACUGUGCGAUCACAUGAACCUACACAGCGGCGAGCGCCCUCAUCGCUGCGCUUACUGCCAAGUGCGCUUUGCCCACAAGCCUGCUCUACGGCGCCACCUAAAGGAGCAACACGGGAAGACUACCGCACAGAACUGUAUGGAGGCACAGAGAGAGAGUGAGAGUGCGGUGGCAGUGGCAGUGGUCGAUGGAGGGGGAGUUGCUGAAGGAAUAUGAAAAAGCAAGAUGAUGAUUGCCUUUUUUAAUGACUGUUAAGUGAUGCAGAUUGAGGCUUUAAGAUUGCUGGCAGGCUUGUGUCUUACCUGGAGAAGCAGUAGUGUGAGCAAACCAGAGGCUGACGAUUCAAACCCAGAAGGUGGAGAAUGUAAAGAUGUAAAUAUGUGAUCAACGGAGAGGCUUUACAGCGGGUCAUGUUGGGUCAUUUGGGUUAGGCCAAUGGUUCUCAAUCCUGCUCCGCGAGUCCCCUUGUCCUGCAUAUCUGCUAUCUAUUCCUGCCUCAGGCACACCUGAUUAAAACCAAUGUAAUAAAAAAAAAUGUAAUCUUGACCAACUAAAUCAGGUGUGUUCAGCUAAUCAAGAGUUCCACUGACAAGUUUAACUAGGUAUGCAGAGCAGGGAAAGAUGAUAUACAGGGGGGGGGGGGGGGGGCAGAGCAGGAUUGAGAACCAAGGCGUUUGGGGAAUCCAGCUUCUCUAUUCUGUGUAACUGUGUGACAUAUUAAUAAACAAGUAAUGUCAAAAA